Messenger RNA from Argiope bruennichi, 5505 nucleotides. It is a transcript of the gene Helz, whose product is annotated as probable helicase with zinc finger domain. Gene Ontology annotation, molecular function: helicase activity; metal ion binding. Gene Ontology annotation, cellular component: cytosol; P granule. Gene Ontology annotation, biological process: regulatory ncRNA-mediated post-transcriptional gene silencing. The record is from RefSeq and is a predicted model, not a curated record. Bases 148 to 5253 code for a protein of 1701 amino acids. NCBI's taxonomy places the organism in Eukaryota, Metazoa, Arthropoda, Arachnida, Araneae, Araneidae. The transcript has 16 exons.
GAAGGGUUUGCGGUAGACAAGUCUUGUUUAACUUAUUUGUGAGAUGUUUUUGUUUUUUUAAUAUGUUACCACGAUUGAAAAUUUUUUUACAAAUUCAUUUAUGAAUCAUUUUCAUUGGAGUAGGCAGUUUUAACAACUAAAAAAAGCAUGAUGGAAAAUUUUUGUUCAUACUGCAGUGUGAUGGUCUCAUCCGAGACCGAAUUGAUUGAGCAUUGUAAUUCUGAAACUCAUCAACUCAUUAUUAUGAGUGACGAAGGACGUGAAUGGAAGUUCAGGGCUCCUCCUAGAGGUGUCGGCUCUGAUCAGUAUGUUUUGUGCAACUCGUUUUCUAAAACUGGAAAAUGUAGAUUUGCAGCCCUUUGUUGUGAUGCUCAUGGAGAAGAAGAGUUAGAAGAAUGGAAAGAAAGGUUUGAUUAUAGACAAAUGAAACUUCAAAGAGCUAAAGAUUGUCAGUUACAAGGAAGGCAAUAUUCAGAAUUGCUGCUAGAAAAAUGGCUGACUGCUCCCAACCCUAGUAUGAUUAUGACAGAACAUUUAGAUUCUGUUGUAUUGAAUGUGGAACCUGAUACAAAUUUAACUGUUCCUGAAAAAAAUUGCUGUAGGGAAUGGACUUUUCGACUUUCAGUGAAGGCCUCCUUAAGACAUGUGGCUUUGUUGUUUGAAGCUAAUCGUAAUCAUUUUCGUAUCAGUUAUUUAAAAACUCAACACACAGAAUUAACUGAUUUUGAAUUGGGGCCGAAUUGUCAAGAAUGGAGUAGCACAGAAAAUAGCCCAUUCAGUGAAGAAAGCUAUAUUGUUAAGGUUCGAUUUGUUACUGCUAUUUAUGGUACUUUUAGGCAGGACCUAGUAUUUGAUUUUGGUUUUGAACCAGUUUUAUUGAAAAAACUCUGUGUGGAUGUUGUUUCCAUAUCAGAUAUGGAAAAGUUGCAACAAGCCAGAGAAGAGGUGGUUUCAUACACAGAGCGAUGGAGUAACACAGAUGUCACAGUUAUUCCUUUUGAAAAUCGCCCUUAUCCAAUUGGGGAACAAGAAAAAAAUCUAUUAUCUUGUUAUCCACCUCCUAGUGGUCAAAAGUUCACUAUGACGCAAAAUGCUAUGGAAAGCACAUUAACGGAGAACAAUUAUUGUGCACGCCAACAUGAGCUGUUAAACAUAGAAGAAAUGUCUCAAUAUGAAUUAUUAUCUAGGUAUAAUGUGCAAGCUACGCUAACUUUGGUUGACCGUUAUUUACUGACUCCUAAUUCUGCUGUCACGGCAAAAUAUGCCCAAGGAGGAGAAUUAUUUGCUAAUAUGACACUUACUUCAGUUCUCUCUGAAGAUUCUCAAUCUGGUCGUUUGGUUUUAACAAACUGCAGUACAGUACUUAUUGCACCUCUGUCAUCUAAAGGAGAUGAGCAUCGAAAGGUGUAUGAGGCAGUCAUUGAAGAUAAAGGGAAAACAGUAAUAUAUAUUCGCAUGUCAAAACAGUGUUGUGAAGAACUGAAUUUGAAAUCUGAUCAAGAAUUUGUGGCUGAGGUACAAUUCCAAUUAAAUCGCUUGCCUUUGUGUGAAAUGCAUUUUGCAGUUGAUCGACUGCAUCCACCUUCUUUAGUAUUUCCAGAUGUUUCUGUAAGGCCUCAGCUGUGGAACAACCAUAUAACUUUCAAUUCUGAUCUAAAAUUGAAUCCCAAACAAAAAGAAGCUGUUUUGGCCAUCACAACACCUCUAUCCACUCGAUUACCACCAGUUUUGAUCAUUGGUCCAUUUGGAACAGGCAAGACUUAUACUCUAGCACAAGCUGUUAAAAUUAUAUUAUCACAAGAAAAUUCCCGAAUUCUAGUUUGCACUCAUUCAAACAGUGCUGCAGACAUCUAUAUUAGAGAAUAUCUUCACCCAUAUGUUGCUGAAGGCAAAUUUGAAGCUACUCCUUUGCGAAUUUAUUAUCGACAUAGAUGGGUGGCUACUGUUCAUCCAACAGUUCAACAGUAUUGUCUUAUAAAUUACAAUGGAAAUGAGAGAACCUUUGUGAUGCCUACUAUUAAGGAUGUGAAGUCACGUAAGGUUAUUGUAACAACUUUAAGCACGGCCAGAUAUCUAGUCCAGCUGGGUUUAGAAAAAGGAUUCUUUACCCACAUUCUUAUUGAUGAAGCUGCUCAAGCAAUGGAGUGUGAGGCAAUUAUGCCAUUGUCACUGGCGAAUGAAAACACUCGCAUUGUUCUAGCAGGAGAUCAUAUGCAGCUCAGUCCAGAAGUAUACUCUACAUUUGCCCAACAACGUAAUUUGCACACUUCACUGCUAGAGAGAUUAUAUGAUUUAUAUCCUGAAGACUUUCCUUGUAAAAUACUACUUUGUGAAAAUUAUCGUUCCCAUGAAGCUAUUAUUCAGUACACUAGUGAGUUGUUUUAUGAUAACCACCUUAAAGCAAGUGCACAGCAACCAAGGCAUAAAAAGUAUUAUCCAUUAACUUUUUUCACUGCCAGAGGAGAAGAUAUUCAAGAUUGCAACAGCACUGCCUUCCAUAACUACGCUGAAGUUAAUGAAAUCGUGGAAAGAGUGAUUGAAUUAAAAAAGAAUUGGCCUUCAUGUUGGGGUGAACAGGAUGAAACAAGUGUGGGCGUUGUUACUCCUUAUUACGAUCAAGUUGUGAGAAUCAGAGCAGAAUUAAGGAAGAAGAAACUUCAUGGAGUAUCAGUUGAAAGAGUUCUCAAUGUUCAAGGAAAACAAUUCAGGGUGAUUUUUCUGAGUGCUGUUCGAACACGACAAACGUGUGGCUCCAAGGCUGAAUCGGAUUUAGAUCAUGGUUUUUUAUCUAAUGCAAGAUUACUGAACACUGCCAUUACAAGAGCUCAAUCAUUAGUGGCAGUUGUUGGAGAUCCAGUAUCUUUGUGUUCAGUUGGAAAAUGUCGAAAACUGUGGGAAAAGUUCAUUUUCACUUGUCACAAAGAACAAAGUUUAUUCGGAAUUACAUGGGACUCAUUACGCUCUCAAUUGGAUAGUAUGGAGUUAAAGAAAAAUUUCAUUCUCAAUCCUUUAGCAUUGGAAUUUGUGCCUGGUCGAAUGUAUCAUGGUCUUCCAGUCACUUCAUCUGCAAAUGAGAACUUUUUCCCAAAUGUACCACCACCUCAGCCAUUGCUGUUUUUUUCUGUACCAUCUCCUCUUCAAGGCCCUCCUUUGAUACAACCAACGAUGGCCAUGAUGCCUGCCCCACAUCCUUAUUUAAAUGUAAAUUGUCUUGUUCCACCCCUUCUACCAACUCAACCAAAUCCUUUUCAAAAUUAUAAUUUCAAUUCUCCAGCAAUGCCACCACCACAACAGCGACCUGCAAACAUAACACGCAUGCCACCUGCUGCUUUCCCACGCAAAAUCAUGAAUGCACAAAGAAAUAUAGGUCCAAUAGAAAUUAACCCUCAGAUGAAAGAAUUUGAAAAUGGACUAGGAAGACCUAUUAAAAGGAAUGAGUGUUUACCAUAUGCUGCACUUGGGAAGCAACCACCACUUGCGAAGCCUGUGGAAGAACACAACCAAAAUGAAGCUGAAGACAUGAAACGUCUUGUCAUGAAUCGUAUGGAGCAUAUGAACAAUUUCCAUUUUCUUAAUGAGGGGGGAGAUAAUGCAACCCAUUUGCAAAAUAAUCAGAAUCAUUUUAAUUUUGAAGAGAAACCCAAGAUUCCUAAUAUGAUAAAAUCAGAUGAAUUGCCCAAUGGACCUAUGAAAAAUGGCAUGUCACACAAUGAAUUCAACUUGGGAUUAUUUCCUGAUCAGAUGCGAAAUAACAAGCCUCCAGUCAAUGGUAUUUGGGGCCCUCUUACACCAAAGUCUCGAUUUGAACCAGAAAUGCACAAUUCUCUUAAUUCGUAUGAAGAACCAAAUCCCGGAAGGACACCUUUCAAUGAAAUGAAUGGUGUAGUAAAUGAUGUGGAUCGUUCUCGUACAAUGUUUGAACCUCCAAAUAAUCAUCCUAUUUUUAUGCCUCCUGCUGUUGAGAAGUGGCCCAAUACAAACGAAUCUGUUCAAAAUGCAAAUAUACCUGAUGUUCCCUUGGCCAAUUAUUCUGUAGUUCAGACUUCCUUGGUGGAAAAGUUAAGUCUUCUCCAAAAGCUACUUCCUACAGGCACAGAUAUUCCUACAUUCUUGGAUAAUGAAGAGCAGACCAAAAAUUUUCUACAACUUUUGUUAGCUACUGAAGGAGCUGCAGCAGCAAGGACAUUUCUUUUACUGUUAGUGUCUAUCAAAAGGGAUCAGGAUGUCUUACAGGAAAUGCAUUUGAAUAAUCAGAAGAAGCUGGCAAAUAGAAGGUAUUGUUCACCAUCUCGAAAUAUGCAAGAGAUACAAUUGUCUCAAAUGAGAAAUAUGUCUGUUUUCCCAGCCAGACCUGUACCCCAGAUGAAUAAUUCUCAACCAGAAAUGUUUAAUAAUUCAGAAAAUUUUGGAGUGGAAGUGCCCAUGUCCCCUUUCUCUAUGCCACGUAUCUUCCCAACUGAUAAAUUUGAAUCCGGCAUUUUUGGUGGAGGGGAUUUGAAUCGACAAGAGUUGCCCAAACCUCAGAUUGGGUUGAACAAUCCUCCUCCCCAGUGGCAGUCGGAAAAUAAUAUUUGUAUCAACAACAGCAUGAAUCCUAAUCAUGAGGCUCCUUUGUUUGAGAUGUCAAAGCUUUCAAUUGGAAAUCCAGUAGAGAAUAGGAUGACCAAUGGUGAUGUUAUGCAAUCUCGAGAUAUCUUUUCCUCAUUGUCAAGUCCUUUUCAUGCCAGAAGAAGGUUUGAGGUUGAAAGGCCUGACGAUAAUGUUCGUCGUAUGUGGUCCUCACCUGAUUUUAAGAUGUCUCCUAUUGAGCAAGGAUGGCCUAAAAGUAGUCCAUUAAUAUUUGAUGAAUCAAGCAAUGCUCAAACAUCUUAUUUGAGUCGAUUAAGAAAUAUUUCUAGUGCAGUUGAUGGAGGAGAUAACAAUCAAUCCUUCCCUUUUGAAAUUCAAAAGCAAGAAGACAAAUCCUCUACUAAUAAUGGUAGUUUAAACAGUGGAGUCAUUACUGCUGGUCCUCUGUCCAUGUCUUAUCCAGACAUACCAGAUCUUUUAUCUGCUUUGUCUCCUGGCAAAGAACCAUCAUCAAAAGUUAUUCGAAAACCUACUGCUCGGUCUGCGGAGAAUUCCACAACGCCUACUUCACCUUUCAUGUAUGAUAUCAAUAUCCAGUCAAACAAUGAGUCUGGUCUACGUUAUCCUCAACUCUCGUCUGAAGGUAUGACGUAUGCCAAGAUUUUAAGAUCUCCUCAACAGUGACAUGGUGUAUAAAACUUUAGCUCAUUUAAUGCAUUAUGUACAUAAGAUAAAACAAACAGUGCAUUAUUGUUGUGGAUGAACAAAAUAUGUUUUACUGGAAUGUAAUUUUUAAAAUCUAUAUAUGUUUAAUAUUUUCAUCAAAUUGAUGUUCUGUAGCGAUCGAAAGUCUCAUGUACAGUAGUAUCGCUGUGUGACGUUUGUACAUAGUUCUCAUUGUGUUUUCUAUUCAUUAAAGAAAAUUUCUAAAGGAAA